AUGCGCGAAGACGACAAGAGCAUGGUGGGAGGCGGCGGUGCGGACCUGGCCAACGCCGCGGCGCGGGGACAAGUGGAGACGGUGCGGCAGCUCCUGGAAGGCGGCGCGGAUCCCAACCAAGUGAACCGCUUCGGGCGGCGCCCGAUCCAGGUCAUGAUGAUGGGAAAUACUCCUGUAGCAGAGCUACUUCUACUACAUGGUGCUGACCCAAACUUCGAGGAUCCGGUCACACGCACCUGGCCGGUGCACGACGCAGCCCGGGAGGGCUUCCUGGACACGCUAGCGGUCCUGCAUCGCAAUGGGGCGCGGCUGGACGUACAAGACGCCUGGGGUCGCCUCCCUGUCGACCUGGCUGAGCAGCAGGGUCACCACGCCAUUGUGCAGUACCUGCGAGCUGCCACUGGUGACUGA
Molecule: messenger RNA, 411 nt
Organism: Elephantulus edwardii (Cape elephant shrew)
Lineage: Eukaryota; Metazoa; Chordata; Mammalia; Macroscelidea; Macroscelididae
Gene: CDKN2B
Product: cyclin-dependent kinase inhibitor 2B (p15, inhibits CDK4)
Exons: 2
Coding region: 1-411 (136 amino acids)
Biological process (GO): regulation of cyclin-dependent protein serine/threonine kinase activity; negative regulation of cell population proliferation
Cellular component (GO): nucleus
Molecular function (GO): protein kinase binding; cyclin-dependent protein serine/threonine kinase inhibitor activity
Source: RefSeq, a predicted model, not a curated record